AUGUCUACCCUUUCAGGCGAUAAUGGCCCAACUGCGGCCGUACCCCCAGUAGCCAACGACGCCAGUGCAGCGCCUGCGGCUCAAGAGGAAAAGCCCUUGCCCAAACUUACUGCGUCUGAAUUCCGCCAAUACAAUAGAAUGGCCGAACACAUGAAUUACUACCACGAUAACUUCCGCGCAACAUGGAAAGUCCUCUACGCCGCCAGUGAAUCCCAAAAGAGGCCCAAAAACAUGUCUAUCCGUCAAUUCAUCGGCAUGGGCCUGCAAUUCUGCCAUCACCUGACAAUCCACCACACGAUAGAAGAACAGCACAUCUUCCCCGUUCUCGCCAAGAAAAUGUCCGCAUUUAGGAAGGAACUCGAACUGCUCACCCACCACAAGAUGAUCCACGCCGGCAUCGAAAAGCUGGAAACGUACCUGGAAGAAUGCCAAAGCGGCGAGCGUGAACUGCGAAUGACGGAGCUCAAGGAAGUCAUGGAUUCCUUUGGUCCCGUCUUGUGGGAGCACUUGGAUGCAGAGGUCAAGCAGCUGGGAGCAGAGAACAUGCGAAAGUACUGGUCUUUGGAGGAGAUGCGUGCCAUGCCCAUGUAA
This is a messenger RNA of Exserohilum turcica Et28A, 591 nucleotides long. RefSeq lists its product as uncharacterized. The record is from RefSeq and is a predicted model, not a curated record. NCBI's taxonomy places the organism in Eukaryota, Fungi, Ascomycota, Dothideomycetes, Pleosporales, Pleosporaceae. Bases 1 to 591 code for a protein of 196 amino acids. The transcript is spliced from 2 exons.